Molecule: messenger RNA, 1648 nt
Organism: Bufo bufo (common toad)
Lineage: Eukaryota; Metazoa; Chordata; Amphibia; Anura; Bufonidae
Gene: CCDC112
Product: coiled-coil domain containing 112
Exons: 10
Coding region: 45-1544 (499 amino acids)
Source: RefSeq, a predicted model, not a curated record
CCCCCGGGGUGUGUCCUGAGCUCAGUGCUGGUUGUGGUGAUAACAUGGCCACCUUAGCAACCGGGAGCACGGAGACCAGAGAGGCGGUGGUGCAGGACGAUGAAAGUUUUUCCAUUCCUGGUGGAGAUAGCGCUCGGAACUGGAAGCUGAAGGCUGAACAAGCCAAAAAAGCAGAAUUUGUCCGUGAAGCUGAAAAACUCAGACACCAAAUAGAUAUUUUGGAGAGGGACAAGAAUGGGCAUCUCUAUAGCAAGAAGAAUGACUCCAGGGUUGAGUAUAGUACACUUCAAGAGUAUGAGGAAAAGCUGGCCAACAGCAGGAAAGCAGACAAAGUUAAAACGGAACAACAACUGUCAAAAAUACAUAACCAUGUCAGACGGCUGCAGCUUCAGUUAAAAGAUGUCAGACCUUCUCCAGAGUUUGUUGAAAAGCUUAGAGAAAUGAUGGAAGAAGUAGACAAUGCAAUUUGUGCUUUUAAGGAAGAACAGAGGAUAAUUUAUGAAGAGCUUAUGAAAGAAGAAAAGACAACUGUUAUUGAGCUAAAUGCUCUGGAGAAAAAAAUCGAGGCAUCGUUCAGCACUGUUCAGGAAAAGUCCUUCAAGGUUCCCUCUGGUAAAGCACAGUUGGAUGCUAUGGACAACAGUCAGCUUCCAGAAGAAGUUGUGGCAUUUGAGAGGUUUCUCCAACAGACAGGUGGUCGCUUAGGAGGAUGGGAUGACUUUGACCACCAAAGCUUUCUAAAAGUUUGGACAAAGCACAAAGGCAAGCCCUCCUAUUUGGAAGAGGCCCUGGCAUACCUUCCAAGUAGGACAAGAGAGGAUGUUGAAAAACAUGAAACUUGGUAUAAGGAGUUUCUCUUCUUAGAAGAGAAAAAGAAAGAGUCUAUUCAGAAGUGGAAAGCUAAGAAACAACAGGAAAAAAUGGAAAUGUCAAAAAUGCAAGAGAAGACAAAAGACGUUUCAGAGUUUGAUCAGCUACAGCAGGAAGAGGCCCAGAGGCAAAAGCUGGAGGAGGAGAAGAGGAAGAGGCAACAAGAACUGGUGGCCUGGAAGAGGCAGAAGGAAAUAGAGGCUGCUGCAAAACUGGAGGCAAAAUUAAAGGAAGAGGAAGAGCGUCAGAGAAAACAGAGGAAGGAACGCCAGCGGCAACUAGAAGUCAAGCUUAUAGUUGAGGAAAAUGCAAGGAUCAGGAAGGAGCAGGAAGAGUUUCUAAGGCUGGAGGAAGAGAUGAGGGAGGAAGCAGAGCAUGAAGAGAGGAGAAGAAUAGCUGCUUAUGAGAUUUGUAGGUUUCAAGAAAGGGAUCAACAUAAAAUUGAGGAAAAGACAUUUGAAAAAAGAGCCAAAGAAGAAGCUGAAAAAGAGAAAGAGAGAAGACUGGCAAAACUAAAAGAAAAGGUGCAAGUUCAUGUUGAUAGAGAUCCUUCCAGACUCUGUAAGCUUACCAAAGGAUGGGAAGAGCGCUAUAAAAACAUAGGCCCAACAGGAUCCGCCCCACUAGCACAUAUUCCACACCGGGCUGUGCCAACAUGGAGACAAGGUUUAUAAGCUGUUAACAUGUGAGGCUUCUUGAACCACGAACGUCCAUUAAUGGCAGUGAAAGGACAUCUCCAACUUUUGCAGUGAUUCAUUUUCAUUAAAGGCUCAUUACU